Prionailurus viverrinus (fishing cat) is the source of this 1813-nucleotide messenger RNA. RefSeq names its product sphingomyelin phosphodiesterase acid like 3A (gene SMPDL3A). The record is from RefSeq and is a predicted model, not a curated record. Gene Ontology annotation, biological process: sphingomyelin catabolic process. NCBI's taxonomy places the organism in Eukaryota, Metazoa, Chordata, Mammalia, Carnivora, Felidae. Gene Ontology annotation, molecular function: sphingomyelin phosphodiesterase activity. The transcript is spliced from 8 exons. Bases 141 to 1493 code for a protein of 450 amino acids.
AAGGUCAAACGAACUGACCUUUUGCGGAAUCUACCCUCGCACGUGACUGCAGGGCGUCUACACCCUCACCCUUCUUCUGCCUUCUCUCCACCCCCAAGCCAGACAGCCUCAGUCUCCCAGGCCCGUGGCUUUGACCCGUGAUGGCUCUGCUGGGCGCGCUUGUCUGCUGCCUGUUGCUCGCCUGGCGUGGCAGUCCCGGGUUCGGGCUGCCCCUGGCGCCUGAGAGUUCAGCUCCGGCUGUGGGACAGUUUUGGCAUGUGACUGAUUUACACUUAGAUCCUACUUACCACAUCACAGAUGACCACAGCAAAGUGUGUGCUUCAUCUAAAGGCGCAAAUGCCUCCAAUCCUGGUCCUUUUGGAGAUGUUCUGUGUGAUUCUCCCUAUUACCUUAUUUUGUCAGCAUUUGAUUUCAUUAAAAAUUCAGGACAAGAAGCAUCUUUCAUGAUAUGGACAGGGGAUAGCCCACCUCACGUUCCUGUGCAUGAACUCUCAACAGACUCAGUCAUAAAUGUGAUUGCUAAUAUGACAACCACCAUCCAGAGUGUCUUUCCAAAUCUCCAGGUUUUCCCUGCACUGGGUAAUCAUGACUAUUGGCCACAGGAUCAACUGCCUGUAGUCACCAGCAAGGUGUACAAUGCAGUAGCAAAUCUCUGGGAGCCCUGGUUGGACGAAGAAGCUAUUCAUACUUUAAGGAAAGGUGGCUUUUACUCACAGAAAGUUUCACCUAAUCUGAACCUUAGGAUCAUCAGUCUAAACACAAACUUGUACUACGGCCCAAAUAUCAUGACUCUGAAUAAGACUGACCCAGCAAAUCAGUUUGAAUGGCUAGAAAAGACACUGAACACCUCUCAGCAAAAUAAGGAGAAGGUGUACAUCAUAGCACAUAUCCCAGUAGGAUAUGUGCCCCAUUCAAGGAACGUCACAGCAAUGAGAGAAUUGUAUAAUGAGAAAUUGAUAGAUAUUUUUAGAAGAUACAGCAAUGUCAUUGCAGGACAAUUUUAUGGACACAUUCACAGAGAUACUAUUAUGGUGCUUUCUGAUAAAAAAGGAAGACCGGUAAAUUCUUUGUUUGUGGCUCCUGCUGUUACCCCAGUGAAGAGUGUUGCAGAAAAACUGACCAACAAUCCUGGCGUCAGACUAUUUCAGUAUGAUCCUCAUGAUUAUAAACUAUUGGAUAUGUUGCAGUAUUAUUUGAACCUGACAGAUGCAAAUCUAAAGGGAGAAUCCGACUGGAAGCUGGAAUAUAUGCUGACUCAGACCUAUGACAUUGAAGAUUUGCAGCCAAAAAGUUUGUAUGCAUUAGCUAAGCAAUUUUCAGUCCUGAACAGUGAGCAGUUUAUAAAAUACUACAAUUACUUCUUUGUGAGUUAUGACAGCAGUGCAAUUUGCAAUGGGGAAUGUAAGUCCUAUCACGUUUGUGCCAUUAUGAGUCUUGAUCAUAUUUCCUAUGAAGAUUGCCUCAAACAAUAUUAUAUAAAGGACUAUCCCUAGUACUUAACUGUUUGUGUUCAUAGAAAAUGUAACAUUGUUCUGUUUCUGAGAUCGGUUUGUGGGAACUGUUACAUAAAUCUUGUGGGUUACUGAGUGGGCCAGCAGAAUUCUUAUCUUUGCUUUCUUUUUUAUAAUCCUCAAAUGUGGAUAUUUGUAACAUUCUACAUUUUUAUUAUAUUGAAUAUAUAACUGCCCAUUACAAGAAUGAUGUCUGGAUGUCAGUAUCCUGUCUUCCAGUUUAUAGAAUUAUAUCUAAUUUUCACCCUUGUUGCAACUGUCAUUUAUAUAAAUAAAGCAAAUGACUUCUCACGCAUGAUGAA